CAUUUAUUCUAAGUCAAUACAAGUAACCAUGCAUUUCUGUAAACUAUUUUUAUCUCAGCAUUCUCAGCUAUUGGCUCUUCUCUUGCCCUUUUAAAAGGCGGCCUGAAGGCGAAGGAGUCAAAUUCCAUCUCACGUAGGAAGCAGCACCUCCUCACGUUUCUCCCUUCUUCCACCACGACGCAUAACGGGUCCGCAUCAACAGGCAGAAUAAGGGAGAGCUUUAUUCCUCUUCGGUUGGAUUAUAACGGUAUUGACACAUGUUACGGUAAUCCACUUUUAUAAUAAUAGCGCGUUUUCUAGCGUUUUAUCGUUUUGAACGAGUUGGUUCCCAUUUUAUCUGAAAUUAACCUUCUUUCUAUGGUUGUCAAAGUUUAUCUUGAUGCAACAUAGUGAAUUGACGCCCAAGAGGAAUCAAGUUAUUUCACGAUUUUCGACACAAAGCAGAAUAUUUGAUUACGGACAUGUAAGCAUUUCACCGUAAGGUCUACCUACACCUGUCAUAUUCGGCGCAUGUGACAAAUACAAAUGGAUUUGAUUUGAUAUCAGGAACAAGCGAAGAGAGGGAGAAUCGAACAGCCUGCUACUUUCCCCAGCGGAAAUGAGCUCAGUCGGGGGGUUUUCCAUCUUUUAGAACAUGACGGGUUUCAGCCACUACUUGCUGCCGGUGGAACCCUGAAGGUUCUCAUUCCACAACCAAAAUAUUUUGUUUCGGAUGGAAUGUCAAAGUAAGUCAAAUGGACUACAACUACACGGACCGCAGCGACGCGCAACAUCAUCAUCAUCACCACUGUGAAGGAGGCAUGGAAGGUGGCUUGGGCACACCCACGUCAUCAGCUGGCAGCUCCACCUGCAAGAGGCUCCAGCAGCACCGGCGCCCAGAGUACCUGAGGACAGAGUUACACCGGCUACAGAGCACCCUGGCUAUGGAGGAGGGGAGGACAGCCUGCCUGACCAACGGAGCAUCUGGAUGUCAUGGGAUGAACAGACAGAACGGUCACGGUGAUGUCAUAAAGACGAGCAACACCCUGAGACUACAUGUACCACCAGCUGGCUCAUGUGUCUCAGUCAGCCAGCAGCUCUCUCCUCUGGAGACAUCCAGCUCAGAAGCAUACAAACCAUCCCUAAGUUACCAAAACAACCAUUUAAUUUCCUCCUCUCCCACUCCCCCUCAGAGUGACUUCAGGUUGACCCCAGGGUCAAUCCCCCUACAGCCCUGCCUCUUGAGCCCUAACCCCAGGUGUAGUUCUGCUGCCUCUGCAACUCAGUUCUGCCCUCCUAUCUCCAGGACCUGUCCCUCUGGUUCCACUGGCUCCAGGUCACCCCAGUCCCCCCGGCCAACCUGCCACUCCAGGCCACCUCCUUCAGGGGACACUCCCUUCAGCUCCUCUUUCAGCUUCAUCCAACAGUCACUGAGCCUUGAUUCACUGAGCUCCAAUCACAGGACAGAAACAGACACCACAGCUGGUGAGAGGCCCCCUGGCCUAAACCCAGACCCACAACCACUGAACAGGCCCCCUGGCCUAAACCCAGACCCACAACCACUGAACAGGCCCCCUGGCCUAAACCCAAACCCACAACCACUGAACAGGCCCCCUGGCCUAAACCCAGACCCACAACCACUGAACAGGCCCCCUGGCCUAAACCCAGACCCACAACCACUGAACAGGCCCCCUGGCCUAAACCCAGACCCACAACCACUGAACAGGCCCCCUGGCCUAAACCCAGACCCACAACCACUGAACAGGCCCCCUGACCUAAACCCAGACCCACAACCACUGAACAGGCCCCCUGACCUAAACCCAGACCCACAACCACUGAACAGCUCCACUAGUCUAGACCCAGACCCGCUGGAUCAGUCCUCAGCUAGGUCAUUAAGAACUGGAUCAGUCCCAUCCCACUCAGAACCACUGGAGUGGUCUGGGUCUGUCCCACUCUGCCAACCUGUAUCAGCCCCCCUUGACCAAUUACCAUCCAGGACAUCUGGCUCCAGCUCCAACCAAUCACGACUAGGAGUUUUGGGUCUCUCUUUGGGGCUUUCUGUUUCAAAACUGUCAACUCCGAGUCGUGUCCAAUCAGAGCCAGGCUCCUUCCCUCUCAGCCAGUCAGACGGAGUACGGGACCGGCUCUCACCUUGGGUGUGGCAGGACCGCCACUGGGAAGGCCGGGAGGGGGCGGGACCACAUCUGCGGGCGGAGUUACCCUCCUCUGACCUGGUGGAGGUGGAGCCUGACUGUGACUCCUCGUCUCUGGACACAGAAGCCUCCUCCUCCAUGUCAGUAGCGGAGGACUCUGACGCUGCCACUCCCUCCUCCCUCACCUCAGGGUACGAGAGUGCCACGCCCACUACCGCCUCUGCCUCCUCCCUCACCUCAGGGUACGAGAGUGCCACGCCCACUACCGCCUCUGCCUCCUCCCUCACCUCAGGGUAUGAGAGUGCCACGCCCACUACCGCCUCUGCCUCCUCCCUCACCUCAGGGUACGAGAGUGCCACGCCCACUACCGCCUCUGCCUGGAAUGACUGCGUUCCAGACCAGGACCAGGGCUGGGACCAACUGGUCAAGAAGUACGAAGGUGUCCUUCAAGAUUGCCUGCACAACAACCGUACUAAUACUAAGAUUGAGUCCAUGAUGGGGAAGCUGCAGAGACUAAAACAGAAGGCUAUCCUGGAGGAUGAGUAUGACUCAGCUGAGCGCUUUGGUAAGAAGCUGGAGGAGCUGUGUAGAGAGAGGAGCUCACUGAGGCUGGGUCUCCCCUCCAGACAGCCCAGUGUGGCUCUGUUCCUCCAGAGACUCAGAGAGGCAGUACACAGCGCCCUCGCCAGGAUGGAGGACCACAGGGAAGAGGUGGAGAGGGAUGGAGGGGAAGUGGCUGAAGCCGUCCAGGGUCCACUGCAAAGGAGAGAGUGUUUGCUGCAGGAGAAACGCAUGGUGGAGGCGGAGAUGGCAGAGCUGCAGUGGAGGCUCGGAGAGCUGCAGUCUCGGAGUUGCAGCCUGGAACAGCAGAUCCAGCAGGAAGAGGAGGAGCUACAGACUGAGGAGGUUGAAGGACCCGCCCUGCGCAGCUGUAGCCACAUCCAGCUCAGAGACAUGGGCAAUGCCCUCAAUGACCUGGUAACAUCACAGAGCAGGACCAGGAUUUGUGUCUCUCCCCCUGAAGCCAUACUCAGACUCCAGGAUAAGGAGCGAUCACUGAGUCUGUCCAUUAAAGAUGCUACGGCUAAAGUAGUUAUGAGUCAGAGGUUGGGAGGAAGUCUGAGAAGGAAAGUCAGUGAGACAGAGACUCAACUCCUGGCUCUCCACGAAGCCAAGCUAGCCGCCAUCUCAGGUAAUGCCUUCAGCAGUGCUAAAGAGCUGAAGGCAGAGAUGAGAGCUGUCUACAGAGAAAGAGACAGGCUGGAGCUGCUAGUGAAGAGACUCCACAGCCUGAGUUUUGGUAACAGCCAGGAUCUGGCCAAGAUGAAGACACAACAACAACAGCUGAAACUGGAGCUGGAGGCCAGACAGGCCCAGCAUGAACUGACUCUGAAAGAGAAUGUUGUCAAGUACAUCGAGUUACUGGAAGACAGACUGCACAGUUGUGGCUGUCCCCCUCUGCAGCAUAUCUGGGAGGCUGAUCUAGAAGCCUGUCACCUCCUCCUCCGAGGCAUCCAGCUGCGUACCCCCUUCUGUGGUGGUGCAGACCCUGCCACAGUGGUACUACCCAACCCCCAACCAGCCACUAAACAAGAAGCAGAUCUGCAGGAAUGUGCCAUGUUGACGGCUCUGGGGGGGCGCUGGUGCCCCGAGGCCAACCUACAGAACUCAGAGUUCACCAAGAAAUUGGAAGAGUUUUUAUUCUGCAUGGAGGAUGUUCACCCAGAGGAGGACAGUAGCAGUGAAGCAGCAGGGCUAACAGCAGACCUGACUAUAGAGCUGACCGACCAGUGUGAGGAGAUCAGUGAUAGGCUGUUGAUUCUGGAGGAUGACCUCCAGACAGCCAUACAGAACAAAGACCAGGAUCUCACUCAGUCCCUGGAGCAGGAGGUGAGGGAGGUGAAGGCUACUCUACACUCCAUGCUGACACAGCUUAAUGAUGAGGAGGCGGAGGAGGAGGAGAAAGAUAAUGAGAUCAUGGAGGAGGAGGACGAAGACCAGUAUUUCAGUGACAGCUGGGAGAUUUGAUACGGGGGUCUCGGGGUUCUCCUGUGUUUUAUGACCAUCCCAGAGAGACCCUUUCUGGUGGCUGUCCUCUGACAAACCGCUGACCUCUAACCCAUGAACCUGCAAGACUCUGUGAGAGGUUGACAUCAGCAAUCAUAUUAAUUUACUGUAGCUCCAUCUCCUGUACAAUUAGACUCUGUUGUGUUGCUGGACAAUUCCAGAGAGAUUGGACUAUAAACCACUAUCAGUUUUUAUAUAUUAUGGGAAGACACUUUGAUACAAAUCUAGUAAUUUCUAAAUAUGUUUAAGAUAGCAGUUGUGUCCAAGUUUGAUUUGGGAGAAAAACAGUGGAUUUUAUAUAUAUA
This is a messenger RNA of Oncorhynchus gorbuscha (pink salmon), 4504 nucleotides long. RefSeq names its product DISC1 scaffold protein (gene disc1). NCBI's taxonomy places the organism in Eukaryota, Metazoa, Chordata, Actinopteri, Salmoniformes, Salmonidae. Gene Ontology annotation, biological process: cilium assembly; neuron migration. The coding region runs from base 735 to 4160 and encodes 1141 amino acids. Gene Ontology annotation, cellular component: microtubule; mitochondrion; centrosome. The transcript has 14 exons. The record is from RefSeq and is a predicted model, not a curated record.